CUAUUAUAAUCGGAAUCAAUGUUGGACACCUCGAAAAUUUAAAACAAUCGUUUACCUUGACCUCUCGUGUCUGCAUUGGUCCAAGUCGAUGAACGAGGGAGAGCCAUCAUGCUGUCCACGAGGCCGGCCUGAUGCCGCUCGGUAACCAUCGCCUCGAUGAUCUGACAGACGUGGUUCCGGGUUCGGGCGAUACACGUCGUUGGUGAUUCUUCGCCUGUAAUACACGGGCACAUGAGCACUGUCUCCGCAUGUUCCUUAGGGAGAAAUGCAAUGUUGCUUACGUCGGAUCGAUGUACACUACCUUGGGAGUUGGAGCAUAACCUCGGUCCCCAUAGUAUGGCCGCCGUGGCCUACGUCCGGAGUGUCUCAGUGAUCUUCCCAGGAUAUGUGAUGCGGUACUUACCCGUAACGUCUGUCCUCUUCAAAGUCGUUAUAUUCGUGAUAAGGAUACGAUGGGUAUGGAAAGCCACGUUCCGGUCUGUACUCGUGGCGGUAGUGGACAUAUGGAUCACGUCGUCUCUCAUCGUUGUAGUAGUUGCUAUCGUCAGAUUUGGUACGGCUUGAUGAACGAUCGUCGCUAAAUCCUGCCCUAAACCACCAGUCAGGCAGGCUGCAGGGUUCGAUUACUGCUGAUG
Messenger RNA from Laetiporus sulphureus 93-53, 635 nucleotides. RefSeq lists its product as uncharacterized. The transcript has a single exon. Bases 232 to 564 code for a protein of 110 amino acids. The record is from RefSeq and is a predicted model, not a curated record. NCBI's taxonomy places the organism in Eukaryota, Fungi, Basidiomycota, Agaricomycetes, Polyporales, Laetiporaceae.